AUGACUCCGGAAGAAGCAUGGAGCGGGCAACGACCAGCCGUAGAUCACUUCAGAAUCUUUGGGUGCAUUGCAUAUGCCCAUAUUCCUGAUCAAAAGAGAAAGAAGCUAGACGACAAGGGAGAAAAAUGUAUUUUUCUCGGUGUUAGUGAUCAAUCAAAAGCUUACAAGCUUUAUAAUCCUAACACUAAGAAAAUAUUAGUUAGCCGAGAUGUCGUCUUUGAUGAAAAUCAAUUUUGGUUGUGGAACAAAAAUGCCAUGGGAGAACAAAUUCCAAUAUGCCUUGAUGGAGAAAAUGGUGAAGAAGCAAUUCAGCCUCAACAGCAAGUUCCAGCAGUAGUAGUCCCUGAAAAUGCUCAAGAUAGCAAUCUUGGAAGUUCUGAAACAUCACAUGUUAUGGAUGAGCAGAGAGAAACUAUAGCUGAUUCACGUAUGAUUCACGUGCCCCUCGUGCUCAAAGAAGGCCAGCGUGGAUGA
This is a messenger RNA of Solanum tuberosum (potato), 474 nucleotides long. RefSeq lists its product as uncharacterized. The record is from RefSeq and is a predicted model, not a curated record. The transcript has a single exon. The coding region runs from base 1 to 474 and encodes 157 amino acids. NCBI's taxonomy places the organism in Eukaryota, Viridiplantae, Streptophyta, Magnoliopsida, Solanales, Solanaceae.